GCGGAAGCGAGCGGGAGUGAGGAUGUGGCUGAGCCCGGAGGAGCUGCUCCUCAAGAGCGGGCUCAAGCUCUGGCUCCCCGAGCGCGCCAACCGGUACUUCGUGCUCCAGCGGAGGAGGGGCUACGGCGAGGAGGGCGGCGGAGGAGGAGGAGGAGGGCUGGCCGGUCUCCUCGUGGGCACGCUGGAUGCGGUCCUGGAUUCCACCUCGAAAGUGGCCCCUUUCCGCAUCGUGCACCAGACCCCAGACUCCCAAGUCUACUGGACCAUUGCGUGCGGGGCCACUCGAGAAGAAAUAACAGCUCACUGGGAGUGGCUAGAGAACAACAUCAUGAAGACACUGUCUGUGUUUGAUUCCAAUGAGGACAUCACCAGCUUUGUGCAUGGAAAAAUCAGGGUAUGUGGAAACUUGAAAGCUUCUUUCUCAUUGCUGUGCAUGUGCCAAAACGGGGAGCAUAAAGUAGAUUGUGAAAUGAGUCAAUUAAAACUGGUCAUAUCCUGGGAUGACAUCUCCAGACUCGAAAAAACGUCGAAUGUGAUCCUGACGGAGAGCAUCCACGUCUGUUCCCGUGGGGAAGAUCACUACUUUUCCAUGUUCCUGCACAUCGGCGAAACGUUCCUCCUGAUGGAGCAGCUGGCGCUGUAUGCUGUCCGCAGGCUUUUCGACAAGGAGACCUUUGAAGGCGACCCGGUCCUCCACGAUCCUUUGCAAAUCACCAAGAGGGGCCUUGAGAGCAGAGCUCACAGCGAGCAAUUCAACGCCUUCUUCCGCUUGCCCAAGGAGGAGUCGUUGCGAGAGGUGCACGAGUGUUUCUUAUGGGUGCCUUUCAGCCACUACAAUACUCUCGGGAAAAUGUGCAUUUCGGAAAAUUACGUCUGCUUUGCCAGCCAGGACGGGUCCUUGUGCUGCGUCAUCCUCCCCCUCAGAGAGGUUGUAGCCGUGGAGGUUGCUGACCCGGCCAGCAAAGCGAUCAGCAUCGCAACCAGAGGGAAAAGGGCCUUCCGCUUCUCCGAAGUGAGGGAUUGGGAGCAUUUGGUGCCAAAGCUGAAGGGCCGCUGCGAUGCAGCAGCGAGUCCCCAGCAUGCUGCGAGUGUCGAGGUCUCCAUCGGCCCAAACCCAGAUCCCGUCUUGGAGGAUUAUGAGGGUCAGCCCAUGGCAAGCCUCAAGGGCAACAGCAAGAUGGUCAGCACAGAAGCCCUCAUGACUGUCUUCCACCCUCAGGAUGCCGAGAACCUGGAUGCGAAAAUGUUGAAAGAAAAAAUGAAAGAACAGUCCUGGAACAUCCUUUUCGUCGAAUGCGGCCGCGGAGUGAGCAUGUUCCGGACGAGGAAAACCCGGGACCUGAUCGUCCGAGGGAUCCCUGAGGUGCUCAGAGGAGAGCUGUGGCUUCUCUUCUCAGGUGCUGUGAACGACAUGGCGACCAACCCGGGCUACUACACGGAGCUGGUGGAGCGGUCCUUGGGGACGUGCACCUUGGCCACGGAUGAAAUCGAGAGGGACCUGCGCCGCUCCUUGCCCGAACACCCGGCUUUCCAGAGCGACACGGGCAUUUCCGCGCUCAGAAGAGUCCUCACGGCAUACGCCCACCGGAACCCCAAGAUCGGGUAUUGCCAGGCGAUGAAUAUCCUGACCUCGGUUCUCCUGCUGUACGCCAAAGAGGAGGAAGCUUUCUGGCUCUUGGUUGCUGUCUGUGAGCGGAUGCUACCCGAUUAUUUCAAUCGCCGGAUCAUAGGGGCCUUGGUGGACCAGGCCGUGUUUGAGGACCUCAUCCGGGAGCGCCUGCCGCAGCUGACGGAGCACAUGACGGACAUGACCUUCUUCUCCUCCGUCUCCCUCUCCUGGUUCCUUACGCUCUUCAUCAGCGUGCUGCCCAUCGAGAGCGCCGUCAACGUCGUGGACUGCUUCUUCUACGACGGGAUCAAGGCCAUCCUGCAGCUGGGUCUGGCCGUGCUGGACUACAACAUGGACAGUCUCCUGGCCUGUAAGGACGAUGCCGAAGCCGUGACCGUUCUCAACAGGUUUUUCGACAGCGUCACCAACAAGGACAGCCCUCUUCCUCCGGCGGUGCAGCAGGCUUCUGGCGUGAGCGAAGCCAAGAGUCCGCACCCUAAAGUGGACAUCACAGAUCUGAUUCGAGAGUCCAAUGAGAAAUAUGGCGAAAUCCGAUUUGAGGAAGUUGAAUGCAUGCGCCGCCGGAACCGGCUGUAUGUCAUCCAGACCCUGGAGGUCACUACGAAGCAAAAUGUGCUGCGUGUUGUGUCACAGGAUGUGAAAAUCAGCCCCAGCAACCUUGAGAAGCUUUAUGAAAUAUUCAAGAAAGAGCAUUUCCUCUCUUGCUACUGGACCGUGCGCAGCCCGGCCCUGAGGCACCACGACCCCAGCCUGCCCUACCUGGACCAGUACCGCAUCGACUGCCAGCAGUUCCGGCUCCUCUUCCACCUCCUCAGCCCGUGGGCAGGUUGUGCCAACAGGGACUCCCUCGCUCUGUGGACCUUCCGGCUGCUGGACGAAAACUCUGAUGGACUUAUCAACUUCAAAGAGUUUGCCGGCGCGCUUGAUAUCGUGUAUCACGGAAGUUUUACACAUAAGCUGAAGCUGCUCUUCAAACUGCACAUACCUCCAGCUUUCACCGAAGUGGAGUCCCUGAGUCCUUCCAAGGGCGCUCAGCUGUCGAAGGAAGAGCUGAUCCAUUUGAGCCAAUUGAACCUUUCUUCUCCUGGGGACAGUGUGGAUGCAGAUGGGUUGAAGAUGAGCCCUGAAAAAGGUAAUGUAAUUCAGAUUUACACCGAGAAGAUUGUUGUUCUGUUGGAUUGUUCAUCGGUUGUGUGGUACUUCUCCUCCGUUUCCCUCCUAGUUUCUUCUCCUGGGGACAGUGUGGAUGCAGAUGGGUUGAAGAUGAGCCCUGAAAAAGGGAAAGGGAAAGUUGAUAUCCAGGCCUAUCUGAAGCAGUGGCAAGAUGAACUCCUUAAGAAAGAAGAAAGCAUUAAAGACCUGCCUCGAAUGGGCCAGUCCCAGUUUAUCCAGUUUUCAAAGACUUUGUAUAACUUGUUCCACGGCGACCCGGAGGAGGAGCUGCUCUAUCGCGCCAUUGCCACCGUGACCAGCCUUUUGCUGCGGAUGGAGGAGGUCGGCCGCAAACUCCAGAGCCCCACUUCGCCGGGGAAAAGCGCAACGCUUCCAAUGUCCGACGGCAACGUGGGAGAUGCCCGGGGUCCCCAGGAGGCGCAGACUGACGACGCAUCAGCCGCAGCGCUCCAGAGCCCGAGCAGAGCCACCGGCGAGUGGUCCUUUGCUUUCGAGCAAAUUCUGGCCUCCCUGAUGAACGAGCCUGCGUUGGUGAAGUUUUUCGAGAAGCCGGUCAACGUCAAAGCCAAGCUGGAGGACGCAAAAGCUUCCCAGUUAAAAGCCAAAGCCCGGGUAUAGCGCUGGUGGUCUUUCUCUCGCCGUUUUGUGCUCAGAAACAAAGCGGAAGCAUACACUGACUUCCUCUCGGGAGGUUGGUCUUGAGGAUUGACGACGGGUCGUUUUGUGUUUUCGGCAGAGUCGAGUAAAGUCUAGCUUUGAUGCACAGUUGCACUUCAGCUUUGCGUUUCAGUCCACGUUGGAGGCUUCAGGCACGCAGUCGGCGCACGCCGGAACAUUAAGAGGAUGUGGUUGCCGAAUAUUCCAGGUGGUUGCGUUGCCGAGCUGCAGUUCUGUUUCUCACACUGAAUGUACCGCCGGCCACAUUCCCUCAAACGUGGUCUUGAGGUCCACGUGCCGUAAUGUAUGCCCCAAAGAAUCACUUCUGUCACUUUGAAUGUCGGUCUGGUCACUUGAGUGAGGUUAUUAUUACGUGGCUAUUAUCCUUACAUUGAAAUGCUUGGAAAAGUUACAGAUUCUGGCUACUUCCCUAUUGGCAUGAUGUCUAACCAGGGCUUGAGGAAGUUACUUUUCUGUACUACAACCUCUGGAGAACCCUGACCUCUGGGAGGAUAUAGUUCAUCGGAGUAACUUUCCAAGUCCCUGUAACUACCACAUAUUUCUAGGUUGUGUGUGUAUGUGUCAGGAGUGACUUGAGAAACUGCAAGUCGCUUCUGGCGUGAGAGAAUUGAUCGUCUACAAAGACGUUGUCCAGGUGACGCCCGGAUGUUUUUGAUGUUUUACCGUCCUUGUGGGAGGCCACUCGUAUGCACAGCUGGAGCUGACAGAGGGAGCUCCACCACAGAAUUGGCCAUCUACAAGGACGUUGCCCAGGUGACGCCCGGAUGUUUUGGAUGUUUUACCAUCCUUGUGGGAGGCCGCUCGCAUGCAAAGCUGGAGCUGACAGAGGGAGCUCAACCAGAGAAUUGGCCGUCUGCAAGGACGUUGCCCAGGUGACGCCCGGAUGUUUUGAAUGUUUUAGUAUCCUUGUGGGAGGCCGCUCUCAUGCAAAGUUGGAGCUGUCAGAGGGAGCUCAACCAGAGAAUUGGCCGUCUGCAAGGACGUUGCCCAGGUGACGCCCGGAUGUUUUGGAUGUUUUACUAUCCUUGUGGGAGGCUGCUCGUAUGCAGAGCUGGAGCUGACAGAGGGAGCUCAACUCGUUCUCCCUGGUUUCAAACCCUGCCAGCACAAGGGUGUAACCCAGGGGUCCUCAAACUAUGGCCCGCGGGCCGGAUACGGCCCUCCAAGGUCAUUUACCCGGCCCUCGCUCAGGGUCAACCUAAGUCUGAAAUGACUUGAAAGCACACAACAACAACAAUACAAUCUCAUCAGCCAAAAGCAGGCCCACACUUCCCACUGAAAUACUAAUAAGUUUAUAUUUGUAAAAAUUGGGUCGUUGUAAGUUUUUUCGGGCUAUAUGGCCAUGUUCUAGAGGCAUUCUCUUCUGACGUUUCGCCUGCAUCUAUGGCAAGCAUUCUCAGAGGGAGUGAGGUCUGUUGGAAACUAGGAAAAAGGGGUUUUAGAUAUCUGUGGAAUGAUGACCAGGGUGGGGCAAGGAGCUCUUCCCUGCUGGAGCUAGGUGUGAAUGUUUCAACUGACCACCUUGAUUAGCAUUUGAUGGCCUGGCCGUGCCUGGGGCAUUCUUUUGUUGAGGGGUGAUUAGAUUUCCCUGAUAGUUUCCUCUCUGUUGUUGUGCUGUUCUAAUUUCACCACUCUCACAACCACCAUGUCAGACUACACAGAGAAGCCAUUGAAAUCCACAAGCAUGUGGACAAUUUCAACAAAAAGGAGGAAAUCAUGAAAAUGAACAAAAUCUGGCUA
Messenger RNA from Anolis sagrei ordinatus, 5221 nucleotides. The record is from RefSeq and is a predicted model, not a curated record. NCBI's taxonomy places the organism in Eukaryota, Metazoa, Chordata, Lepidosauria, Squamata, Anolidae.